Molecule: messenger RNA, 463 nt
Organism: Staurois parvus
Lineage: Eukaryota; Metazoa; Chordata; Amphibia; Anura; Ranidae
Source: the annotation of a GenBank genome assembly
UGAUGAUCAAUGUAGCCCCAUCAGUGCCACCUGUCAGUGUCCAUCAAUGCCACCUGUCAGUGCCCAUCAAUGCCACCUGCCAUUGCCCAUCAGUGCCAUAUCAAUGCCACAUAUCAGUGCCUACCAGUUCACAGCAAUGCCACAUAUCAGUGCCCAUCUGAGCUGCCUUUCAGUGCCACCUAUCAGUGCCAGUCAGUGCCACCUAUCAUUUGCCAGUCAGUGCCCCCUAUCAGUUCUAGUCAGUGCCACUUAUCAGUGUUCAUCAGUGCCGCCUAUCAGUGCUUGUCAGUGCCGCCUAUCAGUGCUGUCUAACAGUGCCAGUCAGUGCCACCUAACAGUGCCAGUCAGUGCCGCCUAUCAGUUGCCACCUAUCUGUGCCAUAUAUGAGUGCUGCCUUUCAGUGCCCACCAGUGAUUCCUGCCAAUGAUCAUCAGUGCCACCUACCAGUGCCUCCUCAUCAGUG